AUGUUGUUUUGCAAAAUGAAGAUCCUUUUACUUUCCAUAUUUUUCCUAUACUAUGUAAACGCCUUUAAAAAUAUGAACAACCAUGCCUCAUUGCAAAUAGCUAGUAGACGAAGUGAAAAAUCAAACUUUAGAAAUAAUGACAAUUUUUUAGAAAAAAGAAAAUCAAAAACUUCUUUGAAUAGUACAUUUGAUGAAAUUAAAAGUAUAAUAUCAAAGCAAUUAUCCGUUGAAGAGGAUAAAAUAGAACCAACUUCAAGUUUUACUAAAGACUUAGGAGCUGAUAGCUUAGAUCAAGUUGAAUUAAUAAUGGCCUUAGAAGAGCAUUUUAAAAUUACAAUUUCAGAUCAAGAUGCUUUAAAAAUUAAUACAGUUGAGGAUGCUAUAAAUUUUAUAGAAAAAAAUAAAAAGCCUGAUGCAUAA
This is a messenger RNA of Plasmodium vinckei vinckei, 420 nucleotides long. RefSeq names its product acyl carrier protein, putative. Gene Ontology annotation, molecular function: acyl binding; acyl carrier activity. Gene Ontology annotation, biological process: fatty acid biosynthetic process. The transcript is spliced from 3 exons. NCBI's taxonomy places the organism in Eukaryota, Apicomplexa, Aconoidasida, Haemosporida, Plasmodiidae. The record is from RefSeq and is a predicted model, not a curated record. Gene Ontology annotation, cellular component: mitochondrion. The coding region runs from base 1 to 420 and encodes 139 amino acids.